GCGCGGGCUCGCGCGGGCCCGUGGCCCAGGGCGGCUCAGCGACGGGCGGCGGGCGCCAGGGCGAAUGGACGGCGUCUGCCAGAGCCGCUAUGGAAGAGCGGCGGAGCCGCAGGCCGCAGCGCGAGGCCCGCGGCGAGAAGGCGGAGGGCGCCAGUGCGCGCGGCGAAGACAGAGGAGGGGCCGGGCGAUGGUCGUGGCCAGGAGGACAGGGAGCCACGGGAGUUCGCUAGUCCUGCCAGCGGGGCAGAGCUGGAGGCCGCGGCUGGAGCUAGCGUGUAUCGCCUGGUCCUCGCGAGGGAGUUCGGUCCAGGCGGUGGGCCCGUCUGCUGGGCGCGCUCCGACCCGGAGGGCGAGGGGGCGAUCGGUUGGGCGCCGACGUUUUCCCUGCGGAGCACGGCGCGCUGGAGACGCCGGACCAAUGGCUGA
Prorocentrum cordatum is the source of this 426-nucleotide messenger RNA. NCBI's taxonomy places the organism in Eukaryota, Dinophyceae, Prorocentrales, Prorocentraceae. The record is from the annotation of a GenBank genome assembly.